This is a messenger RNA of Protopterus annectens (West African lungfish), 1100 nucleotides long. RefSeq names its product CD9 molecule (gene CD9). Gene Ontology annotation, cellular component: membrane. Bases 234 to 797 code for a protein of 187 amino acids. The record is from RefSeq and is a predicted model, not a curated record. Lineage: Eukaryota; Metazoa; Chordata; Ceratodontiformes; Protopteridae. The transcript is spliced from 6 exons.
UAUAACAAGGGCGUGGCGCUUGAGUAUUGAACGACGAUUCCAUUGCUAGAGGAGCAUUUGGUGUUUAGCAAGUACCCAGGAAGGGAACUGUAGUAGUGCUGUCCUGCAUUGGUUUGGACAACAAGGGCAUUUUCCACAUUACAAGUCAAGUGGGAUAACUUUUCCGUCACUUAGGAGUCCCGAGUGUCUGGUUUCUGUAAGGAUUUUAUUAUAACCUGUUGAAUAACUCCAAAAUGCCCGUCAAGGGAGGCGUGAAAUGCAUCAAGUAUCUUUUGUUUGGUUUCAACUUCAUAUUUUGGCUUGCUGGAACAGCUGUACUCGGUAUAGGACUUUGGCUUCGUUUUGAUUCACAAACAAAAUCCCUGUUCAGUAAUGGAGAUUCCUCAUUUUACACAGGAGUCUAUAUACUUAUAGGAGCCGGGGCUCUUAUGAUGUUAGUGGGAUUCCUUGGUUGCUGUGGAGCUAUUCAGGAAUCAACGUGCAUGCUUGGACUGUUUUUCAUGUUUCUUCUCAUCAUCUUUGGAGUAGAGAUUGCAGCUGGCAUCUGGGGCUUUGCAAACAAGGAAAAGGUAAGAUCAAAGUCUGUCAUCAUUCCAUCAAAUGCGGCUAUGCUGCUGGUGCUUUUCUAUGGUGGCUGCGUCAGUUCGUUAUUGAGAGAGAUUCCUGGCUCAGGUUAUAGGCUCUCCCUGAAGCUGCUUAUGUUUAAUCUGUCUCUUCUGUUUGCUUUCCAGAUAUUUGGCAUGAUCUUCAGUAUGAUUUUAUGCUGUGCAAUCCGCAACAGUAGGGAGAUGGUGUAAGACUUUUGAGCGUGGGAAAUCAAUCCAGCAACUACGUUCUUCCUGUUUUGAAUUUUGUACACAUUUUCAAAAAUUUAACUGAAAUAUUCUGUAUAUUUUUGUUACAUUUUUAACACAAGUAUUGUUUUAACUAGCUUUUAUGUUGAAGUGAAAGUCAAAUGAUACAAGUUUUGUUGAUUAGGGGUUUCAAAUUAGAGCCCCCCCUUCCUUUCACAUUCUAGAUGGUAAUGCUUUUGAUUUAAUUUUCCUAAUCUGCGUAAAUUAUGUUAAAAUAUAAUUUUGAUUAAAAUUCUUUAUACAAUA